UUUAAGACUUAAGAAUACUGUUGUGUUAUGUACUGUACUGAUAAGGAUUUGACUAUAAAUAAUUAAACUUCGGCUUUACAAUACAGUACUACUAAAAGUAAAACAUUUAAAAUACAAUGGAUUUACCAAAACUUUCUCACAACUUAUUGCCACUACCGGUUAAGGAAGUAGUUAAUACACUACGAACUUCAUAUAAAUUAAACAGACAGCGCCCGCGAAGAUUAUCCAACAUCUAUCCUGAGUAUUCACAGAAAUAUCCAGUCAUUCCAUUAAAAUCAAGAUUGGCUCAAACUCCGUCAGGUGUGAACUCGUCACAGCCAUUCUUCCCACCUGAUUAUGUGCCUAUGACUUUAAAAAAGCCUACAGCUACAGUAACAAAAAUGGAUAUGUUUGUACCAAGUCCUGGGCAGAUAAAUGUUACCAGCCCAAAUACAUCAAUCUAUGAGAACGACAGAGUUGAUAGAAACGUUUAUUGUAGAAAUACCAGACCUUUUUCAAACCCAAGUGUUGAAUCUGCACUUUCAGAAGAUAUGGGUAAUCUUGAUGACAAAAUAGAGGACAGUACACUCCAGAAUUUGUUGACACCAGAUGUCAUGAACACACUGCAAGCUGGUUUAAACUCUACGUCUGAACUGUUUUGGUCAGAAAAACUGGAAAAUACGCCAUUACAUGAAGGAACUGAUGCCUUUGGAGCAAAUGCCACCCUGGCUCAGCUUAACCUUGAGCCGGACUUGUCUUUUGUAAAUGAUGUUUUGGGAUUAGACCAAGAUGACAGCAAAAUGGGCUAUUCACCUUUAGAAUUUUUGUGCAAUGAAGUGAAUUCAAGUAGUUGUCAUUCUGUGUCGUCAAAUACAGCAGAUUGUUCUCCAAUAAAUGUCAUGUGCCCAUCUGAUUCAACAAGGAGAUUUACCGCGUUAGGUAGCUCUAGUGUUGAUCAUCAGAAGGAUUUGAACAAUGUCGGACAGACUUAUGUCACAAGCAUUGGUCCAGUUAAACACAACUUCCCACCUCGGGCCUCACAGCCCCCACUGAUUGGUGUUGUGGCGCCUGUAAAAAAGACAAAAGAGGAGAAAUAUAUUUCCACAAACGAUAAUGACGAAUGUCAUAAAGAUCUCCAGUCGCAGUCGCCAAAUCUCCACAAGCUUCUCUGUAACCCUUUUUCACAGACAGUCAAGUUAGAGCCCCAUAACUCUACAAAGUCCACUUACACAACCCUUGUUGAGGUACCUGCACAGAUUGUGCCAUCCUCUGGUGCCCCGAAAAGAACUAGCAGUGGUCAGAUCAAACAGGAACCACUCUCACCUGGAAUAGAGUUCAGGCCUAUGUUUAAACAGGAACUGUUGGUAAAGGAGGAAUCAACUGAAGAGAAGUGGAAAGACAUUGAAAACUUCAUUCACAACCCUGAUGAAACGCAUUUGAUGAAAAAGAGAAGACGUUUUGAUUCAGGCAGUUCUAGUCAAAUAUCUGAUGAUGAUGAUGAAUGCUCAUCUUCAUAUGGUGGUAAAGAUGAAGAUGGAAGUGAUGAUGAGUACUCAGAUAUCGAUGCAGACAUUGUGGACAUGUCCCCUACUGAGUGUGAGUCCCUCAUUGCCAUGGGCAAAAAACAAAAACAAUACUUCUGGCAGUACAACGUGCAAUCAAAAGGCCCUAAAGGAACAAGGCUUAAGCUUUCAGUGGAGUCACCGGCAGACCCCCAUGUUUUGAACGACUUUGAAGACCCAGUGUUUGAUGAGUGCAACACAUCCAUCGCUGGUAUCCGGCAUGGCGGGAAGGCAAGAAAAGGUGACGGCAAUGAGAUUACACCCAACCCCAGAAAGCUGUUUAUGAUUGGACAUCAGUUGAUGAAACUCAACCGUCAGAUCAACGCUUGUCAGUUGGGCUCAGACGUACCAACUGCCAAAAGAAACGAGUCACGGAAGGAGAAAAACAAGCUGGCGUCAAGGGCAUGCAGGUUAAAGAAAAAAGCCCAGCAUGAAGCCAACAAAAUCAAGUUGUAUGGACUAGAGCAAGAACACAGUCAGCUGAACACAGUGUUGCGAUUUAUCUGGCCACAUAUUCGUGACCGGGCUCAAGUACUACUUAAUCAGGCAAAGCCUUUCUACCCAUGUAGUCCACUGAUGACUAUGAUUGAAGAAAACAUUAACCAGAAUUACAAAAAUCUGAUUGCUGGCAAUACAACGGACUAUGUCAACUCAGUCAUUUUGAAAGUAGAAAGUGGUGACAACAAUGGAGGGUUGACAAUUAAAAAGAACAGAAAAACAUGAAUCUCACAUGUGACAUUUAAUAAAUAACAGCAACAUAGCCAUGGCUGUUUUGUAAACACUCUUAUAUAAACUGAUUAGUUAAAUAACUCUUGUCUCAAAUUAUGUUUUUAAACCCCUUUGUAUUAAUAACACAGUUUUUAAUGUUUAAUUACCUUUUCUUCUGAAGACAAAAAAUUCUGUUUGGCUUUUGAAGCUUUUAUUUUGUGCCUUACCAAAAGAUUUAGGUUUCAAACCCUACCUUAUUUGACUCUGAGGCACAGAAUGAAAGUGCUCUCCAUACAUAAUACAUUUUACUGCCACCAGUUUUUUCUAAAACAUCUGAUAAUAUUGAAGAACUAGAGCAUCCGUUUUAUUUUGUCUCUGCUGUUUGAAAAGAAAUUUUAAAUUAUGUUUUUAUACAAAUGACAAACUUCAUUCUCAAUCGUCUUUCAAUUUUAAAAAAUGACUCUUAGUUAUUUUUCAAAGAAGGUUUUUUCAAAACUUUUAAAAUUGGUUUAUUUCUACUUGUGGCAUCAUAUAUGCAGCAUAAAGACACUUGACACAUACUAAAGCAUGCAUUUCAUGUAAAUACAUUUACAGCUUUUUUUUUAUACUGUGCUCAAAAGUAUGUGGACAACUAAACCAUAUUGUUAAUUUGAUUGAAAAUGAUGGUUACUCAAAAUAUUUUUUAAAUAGCCAACGCUAUUUAGAAACUAAAUGAUCUGUAAAAAAAAAUUGAAGUUUUCUGUUGAUCAUUUACAAAAUUGUAUUAUUUCUAGUAUGCAUUUCUCAGGCAUUUAUCACUAUCAUUCCUUGUAAUUUUCAGUUUAUAUUUUCAUUAUUUUGUUUCCUACAGUACAUUCUUCACAGUAAAACAUUCUAUUUUUCUCCACAAAAGAAAUCCAUUUAAAUCUAUUAUGUAAAUAUUAGUCUAGUUGCUGUGUGUUGUUUGAGUAGUUUAAAGCUGAACUUAUUGUACAUUGAGUAGUUCUGUGUUAUUCAAUGAUAGUUGUACAUAGAAAGCUGCUACUCCGUGUUAAUACAAGUAUUUUUGUAGUAACUGUAAGAAGCUGUUGUACAAAUAAUAGAGCUAAUUUGUUAAUUUUGUUUCUUCAGUAUUAUGAUCAUUUGUUUCCCAGUAACCUCGUAGUUAUUUCCCAAUAUCAAUGUCAUAGUUUUUUUCCACAUCACUUGAACAAUGUUAACAAGUCCAUGAUUUACGUAAAAUCUACAUAUCAGUGUUUUGUGAACAUUUUAGAAAAUUUCUGUACUGUCAUGCAGUAUCUUAUUUAGUUAUUAAUCUUGGUAUCUGUGAUAUCCUUUAAAACUGAUGUUCACUGAAAAUUUUACUGCCAAAAACUUGAAUCCUACUCUGAUAAUUUUUUUAUAGUGAUUUUUUUUUUUCUAUACUCAACUUUUCACUAAAUACUUCUUUAAAAUUAUUCAUUUUAAAAUUUACUGUAAAUAAUUAACCAUUAUGACUUUUUAAGUAUUGUUUGAAUAUUUGUAAAACAAAGUCAUAGGUGUUGUUUAUGCAUUCAUCAGAAUGUAAUUGAAACAGGUGUAGUUAAAUAUAGUUGUAGAACAAGAAGUUCACCCUGUAUAAUUUCAUUCUCAUUUGUCAAUCACUGUUGAGACUACACAUUGUACCUUAAAAUUAAAAAAAUUAAAAAAUUAACUCAAACACGAUUUAUAAAAAUGUUGAACAAAAACGACAGCAAUACAAUAAUGAUUUUGUUUAUAAGUUAUUACUGAUUUGACAUUUUUUUGCUGUAAAUAAAGUCUUAAUGAAAUACCGUCAUUGCCUUCUGGAUAACCAGCCAUUUUUAUGACUAUUUUUGAGUAUUUUUAAAGUUUGCUUUGUGAAUUACUAUUUAUUGAAUGGCUUUAAAGUUUUUACUUUUAUUAUAACUUUAAUGAUUAGGUACUUGUGUGGUUUUAAUCAUGUAAUAUUUCUCGUCACCAAUUAUGUGUUUGUACAAAAGUGUAAAUAGAUGUCACAUGCUGUUUUUGUAAAUACAACAAAUUGACUUAAGAAUAUGAAAAAGACUUUCUGAAUUUUAAUGUUUAAUAAUAGUUACAAAAAAUACAAAUUUUUGUGAUCAUUUUUCAGUUGUUAUAUUUAAGAAAACCUGAUGUGAUAUUAUAUUGUUGACUAUUUUGUGUAAUAAAGGUUAAAAAUUUA
Molecule: messenger RNA, 4428 nt
Organism: Physella acuta
Lineage: Eukaryota; Metazoa; Mollusca; Gastropoda; Physidae
Biological process (GO): response to unfolded protein; regulation of transcription by RNA polymerase II
Cellular component (GO): nucleus
Molecular function (GO): RNA polymerase II transcription regulatory region sequence-specific DNA binding; DNA-binding transcription factor activity, RNA polymerase II-specific
Source: RefSeq, a predicted model, not a curated record